Messenger RNA from Jatropha curcas, 2673 nucleotides. Its product is annotated as MIF4G domain-containing protein / MA3 domain-containing protein. Gene Ontology annotation, molecular function: protein binding; RNA binding. The record is from RefSeq and is a predicted model, not a curated record. Gene Ontology annotation, cellular component: nucleolus. Gene Ontology annotation, biological process: ribosomal small subunit biogenesis. Lineage: Eukaryota; Viridiplantae; Streptophyta; Magnoliopsida; Malpighiales; Euphorbiaceae.
GAAAAUCAGGAAAUAGACCCGUGUUUGUUAAGACUCGACUGGUUAAUUCUUCCUCCCUUGUCCUCUGCUAAACGGGCGGCGUCGCCGACGCUCUUUAAGCUUAUUUUUUUAUGUAAUUUUGAUUAGGACCAAUGGAAAGAAUGUGUGCUCCAAAGUCACGCCGAGAAAAGCGAAAAGAAGCUCGGAAAGAAAAAAAACAGAGAAAAAAUGAAUCUUGGUUGGCACAUCAGAAAGGACAAAAGGUUAAGCGAGCUCAACAUCAGAGAAAGUUUAAGGAUUCAAUGCCAAAUAAUGCAAACAGAUCAAAAAAUAAAUUUAUUCAAAAUUUUAGUGAGAGAGAAGGUAGACAGCAAGAUACCAACUUCAGGAGAAAUCAGAGUUCAGAGAAAAUGGAUGUGGGAAUGACAAUGGAAGUUAAAACAAAGUCAUUAAGUAAUAAUCAUUCCUCCAGUUCAGCAACAGUGAAAGAAAGGAAGGGUUUAAAGAGGAAGUCCAAAACAAAGUUUGAAGAGUUUCUUGAAAUGGAUAUGAAAAAUGCUGACACGUUAGCACAGGAGGAUCUAAAACUGGAGAGGAAACUUGCUAAGGAACUGAAGGUGAAAGAUGGAAAAUUGAGGGGGAUGGAUGAUGAAAUAAAUUUUUUAUUAGAUGGGAUUCCAUGUUUGGAUGAUUCUUUUGAUGAUGUCAUAGAUGAUGAAGGGUUUCCCAAUGGGAGACUUGAGAAUGGUAUUUCUGAUAAGAAACCUAAGAAGAAAAAGUCAUUGGAUGAAAGUUUGGAGGAUGAUAUAGCUGUGAAUUUUAUGGGUGGAGUUCCAGAGCCAGUCAAAACAUCUAAUGCAGAGAUGGGACAGGAAAAAUGCGCAGAGUUGGGGCAGGGAGAAGGUACCGCAAAGAAAACUUCGCGCAAGAGGCGUAGGAGGAGUAAGAAGUCAACAGAAACGGAAGAUUGCCUACUAGGAGACACAAGUUACAGUGCUUCAAAGCCAACAGAGUUUCCAUUACAGGAAACUCCUAGCGAUGCACCUGCUGUCGCAAGUAGUGUGAAAUAUGUGGCUCCUCACUUGAGAUCUCGGGCAGCGAAUGAGCCAGAGGAGCAUACUCAAAUCCGUAGACGUGUCCGUGGUCUUCUCAAUAGGCUAUCUGAAUCCAACGUGGAAUCUGUUACAGGAGAAAUGGCUACCAUCUUCCGUUCUGUUAGUCGAAGUGUCGGUUCUCAAAUUAUCAGUGAUGAGGUGUUGGCAGCUUGCUCCGGCGGUCCUCGUGGCAACGAACAGUAUGCUGCUGUUUUUGCAUCUUUUGUUGCAGGCAUGGCUUGUUCUGUUGGAAUGGACUUCAGUGCAAAGCUUAUGGCUGGACUUGCUAGGUCUUUUGAGGAUGAGUAUCUUAAGGAAGACAACCUUUCCUUGCGAAAUUUGACUCUUCUGCUGUCCUAUUUAUGCAUAUUUGGAGUUUGUUCUAGCGAUUUGAUAUAUGACUUCCUAAUUAUGUUGAGCAAGCGGUUGGAAGAGAUUGAUGUCUCCACUAUCUUGACACUUUUACAAUGUUGUGGCAUGAAAAUAAGGGGCGAUGAUCCUACUGCCAUGAAAAACUUCAUCGAGAGUGUUCAGAGUAGGGUGAAUGAAAUAAAGACCUCUAUUGAAGGAGACCAGGCUAAAAUUAUUGGAAAAAGAAUGGAAUUCAUGCUCGAAACCAUAUGUGAUAUCAAAAACAACAAGAAGAGACCUAAAGAAGAUACUGCACAACACACUAGGAUAAAAAAAUGGCUGCAAAAGCUAGGAGUUGGAGAAAUUCUUAUUAGAGGGCUCAAAUGGAGCAAGCUACUUGAUCCUGACAAGAAGGGUCAAUGGUGGUUGUCUGGCGAUAUAACUUCUAAGCCAGAUGAUGUUGAAGAGGUUGCCAAUACAAUUGACAAAGAAGUUCUAGAGGCACAAAAGAUGCUGCAGCUUGCUGCUUCACAGAGGAUGAAUACAGACGCUAGAAAGGCAAUCUUUUGUAUAAUAAUGAGUGGAGAGGACUACCUUGAUGCAUUUGAGAAGCUUCUGAGAUUGUAUUUGCCUGGACAACAGGACAGAGAGAUUAUGCGAGUCCUCGUAGAAUGCUGCUUGCAAGAGAAGGUGUUCAAUAAAUAUUACACUGUCCUGGCUUCCAAGUUGUGUAAACAUGACAGGAACCACAAAACGACUUUACGGUUUUGCAUUUGGGAUCACUUCAAACAGCUCGAGUCAAUGGAGCUUUUGAGAUCAAUGCACCUAGCGAAAUUCGUAGCGGAAAUGGUCGCCUCUGGGACCCUCUCUCUUUCAAUUUUAAAGAGUGAUUUGAGUGAUGCUGGACAGCUGACAUCAAAGAGGAUCAUGCAUUUUCGGAUACUAUUCGAGGCCAUAUUUGAGUAUCCUGACAAGGAUGUAUGGAACAUGUUUACAUGUAUAGCUAAAGAGCCGGAGCUGGAAAGUCUUCGCCAUGGCAUUGAAUUCUUCAUCAGAGAGUAUGUUAUCAAAACUAACAAUGCAGCUGCUAACAAAUUCAAGGUUGCAAAGAAAGCCCUCAACAGUAUGGAAGGAUUCCUUAUCUGAGUUAAGGAUUCUGCUUUUUUUUUUUUUCUCGUUUAAAUGUAGCGGACUGACUUGGGAAUCAAAUUAAAUGAAUUAUAAGAAUUUUGUAGUUCUUUCUAUCUCA